Molecule: messenger RNA, 378 nt
Organism: Chelonoidis abingdonii (Abingdon island giant tortoise)
Lineage: Eukaryota; Metazoa; Chordata; Testudines; Testudinidae
Gene: MYCBP
Product: MYC binding protein
Biological process (GO): regulation of DNA-templated transcription
Cellular component (GO): nucleus
Molecular function (GO): transcription coactivator activity
Source: RefSeq, a predicted model, not a curated record
AGUAUUACCCCUUGACUACGGUGUUCAAUUUCUUAAAUGUGCAAUUUGGGGUGUCUUUCUCUUUUCAACUGUUUGGACGCUUAUUUAUUUUACAGGUGUUUGGUAGCCCCAAUACUGAAGAGCCAGAAAACCAAAACAUGCACUUGGACUUUCUGAAGCAUCAUAUAGGAGCCACAGCUCCAGAAAAUCCAGAAGUAGAGGCCCUUCGCCUGGAAGUGGCAGAGAUGAAAGAAAAAUAUGAAGCUGUGUUGGAAGAAAACAAAAAACUAAAAGCAAAGCUAUCUCAGUAUGAACCACCUCCAGAAGAGAAGCGUGGUGAAUAGGAAUGCUUUCACCUUUUGGUUACUUAACUGAAUAAAGGGCUUCAUCAGAAGUUUA